Messenger RNA from Trichomonas vaginalis G3, 969 nucleotides. RefSeq names its product protein serine/threonine kinase protein. The record is from RefSeq and is a predicted model, not a curated record. The coding region runs from base 1 to 969 and encodes 322 amino acids. NCBI's taxonomy places the organism in Eukaryota, Parabasalia, Trichomonadida, Trichomonadidae. Gene Ontology annotation, molecular function: ATP binding; protein kinase activity. Gene Ontology annotation, biological process: protein phosphorylation. The transcript has a single exon.
AUGAAUGUUGAAGAACUAGAAUACUUAAGGUCUCAGGGCAUACAAGUUUUAGAGAAGAUUGCAAGUGGUGGUAAUGGUGAAAUCUUCAUUGUUUUCAGUCAUCAAUACUUUUCCCAGUUUAUUCUGAAAAAAAUCAGAGAGAACAUUUUUAAUGAAGCAGAAAUUGAAUGCAUGAUGAGGUGUUCAGAUCCUUCUAUUGUUGCACUAUACAAGUAUUACAAAUUUGGUGGAUAUAUUUAUCUGCUAAUGGAAUUGUGCAAAUGUGAUCUCGAAAAAUACAUCAAAACUACUCAAAAUAUCUCAGAAAAAGACACCGCAAACUUAAUUAAGAGCCUUAUCUUAGCCGUUAAAGCAUGUCAUGAUCAUAACAUUGCUCAUUGUGAUAUCAAACCUUCCAAUUUCUUAAUAGAUAACUACCAAAGAGUCAAAAUUGCAGACUUUGGCCUAUCCUCGAUCUUUGGUCAAAACAAGACAUCAAACAUUUGUGUAGGCACUAUCUAUUUUAUGGCACCCGAAGUAAUCAGACGCCAAGCUCAUGAUUCUUUAGCAGCAGAUAUAUGGGCACUUGGAGUUACAAUAUAUUUCAUUGCUACAGGAAAAUAUCCAUUCUACUCGGCUGUUCCCGAUGAAUUAAUUGCUCAAAUCUUCCAAGGGCAAUAUUCAACGGCCUGUAUCGCUGACUCAAAGUUAGUUCAAUUAAUUGCGGCUUGUCUUUCUCCAGAUCCUCAAAGCCGUCCUACAGUCAAUCAACUUUUGCAGAUGGACUAUAUCGCAUGUCUUGAUAUUGAUAGCAACAAGAAACUUUUACCAAAAACAGGAUCAGUUUUAUCAGGAUCUCGUUUAAUUUUGAAGCCUAACGUUCCAUCUGUAAUUCGUGCCCGAGUCAGAACACCAAAGAUGGGCAAAGUUCGAGCAAGCUGCAGUUCUGUCCCAUCACAGCUCCAUCCUAUUCAAAAUUUAGCAAUUUGA